AUGGCAAAACGGAACCCUUAUAGUUUCCUCAUGUCCGUGUGUCUGUCCGUAGAUACGGAUCCAUUGCUGAACGUAGAAGUACUAGAGGUGGUCAUAAAGAGGGAACCUCCAGAAGAAGCGAGUUCAAGCGUGGACUUGGCAGGUCAGGAGUAUCACGAGCAGCCCCCGUCGAGUUCGGGCGUUGCCAAGCAACGGCCCGGGGAACAUUUCCUGUUGGGCGUGGAUGGUGGAAGCACUAGUGCCUGCGAGCACUCAGAUGACACAACCACACCCGCGGCGCGAGAUCCAGAAACCCAUACGGCGAUAAAAUCGUACCCCUGCACAAUGUGUGAAAAAGAAUUCACAUUUCCAGGCUCUUUACAGAGGCAUAUAAGACUUCACACUGGCGAAACACCUUAUACGUGUGACGCGACAGUACUUUACGACCCCGAAGUAUUUACUGUCAAAUUGGAUCAUAUGCGUCAAACUCCAGAGGUUUACUACUAG
Molecule: messenger RNA, 486 nt
Organism: Cydia amplana
Lineage: Eukaryota; Metazoa; Arthropoda; Insecta; Lepidoptera; Tortricidae
Product: oocyte zinc finger protein XlCOF15-like
Exons: 4
Coding region: 1-486 (161 amino acids)
Biological process (GO): regulation of transcription by RNA polymerase II
Molecular function (GO): DNA-binding transcription factor activity; RNA polymerase II cis-regulatory region sequence-specific DNA binding
Source: RefSeq, a predicted model, not a curated record